Molecule: messenger RNA, 1395 nt
Organism: Cloeon dipterum
Lineage: Eukaryota; Metazoa; Arthropoda; Insecta; Ephemeroptera; Baetidae
Exons: 7
Coding region: 204-1274 (356 amino acids)
Biological process (GO): positive regulation of protein autophosphorylation; positive regulation of cell population proliferation
Cellular component (GO): membrane
Molecular function (GO): growth factor activity; growth factor receptor binding
Source: RefSeq, a predicted model, not a curated record
CGAGGCUCGCGCUAGGUGGCACUCGGCGUGUUCGCUGCCCUCCAGUCGCAAUGACUAAUUCGUCGUUCGUUGUAUUGGGAAUAUAAAAUGCUGUGUUCGUCUUGCGCAAGAUUUAGUGUUACGAUUGUUCAGGAGGGAUUUCCUUCUCACAUUCAGCACGACGGGCACGCGGAGCAGACGCGUGCGCUCGACCUUUCGCGAAAAUGAGGAGUGCUGUAUUGUGUGUGAUUUUUGUGCUCGGCAGCCUGGCCGCGUGCAUUUUGGCCGCUGAUGACCCCAUUAUCUUUCCCGGGGGCUCCAAGGCAAGGCGGCCGAACCGGAGGCCGAGCGUGAAGGGCCCGUGUGCGACCUGCGGCCAUGCCGAAAAGCGCCAAACCUUGCAGAACAGGGAACCGGAGCAGCCGAGUUUUCCAGAUGAGGAGGAACCCUACGAGUUGCCACUGGACUUCUACAAAAAGAUGAACGAAAUAGACGACGAGUUUCAAUUCCUGGCGCUAAUUGGAAGCAUAAAUAAAGAACUGGUCAACGUGACGGGACUCUAUGACGUAGAUCCCGGAAAUCCUGCAAUAAGAAACGGCAGAGCUGGCGAUAUCGGAAUUCGAUUCAGCGGCGUUGAUCAGAUUGACGGGGAUGAGCCAGCCGCACACUUUGCAGAAGGAAGAAGAAACGCAAUCGAGAGAGCGAGACAGGCUCAGUGCAUCCCCGAAAACACGACCGUCCCGUUGAUCAACCCCAAUGCUACGGCGAACCCUUUUACGAUUUACUUCCCUAAUUGCAUCCGCUUGCCGAGGUGCAACGGCUGCUGCAACACUCCUCUAUUGACUUGCGAGCCGACCAUCACAAGGUUGAGGAGUUUCAGGGUGCUCCAAACUGACUUGAAAAAUGAAAAACUGUCGAAUAUCCAGAGAAGCACGGUGAUCGACGUGGAGGAGCACUUGGGUUGCCAGUGCACUUGCAAAGUCAAAGCAAAGGACUGCAACAUUUUCCAAAAGUACAACCAGAAGGCCUGCAGAUGCGUGUGCACGAACAAGGAUGACAAAGACAAAUGCGACCUGGAAAGCAAGCUGAAACUGUGGGACAUGCAAACUUGCCAGUGCAAGUGUCGGGAAGCCAGCGAGUGCAGCACGGGAUUUUAUUUUGACGAAAAAACUUGCAGCUGCAAGUCGGACACGUUGGUUUACUCGAGGUACGAGAACAAACCGCGCCAGCCGGGAUCAAAUUACCAACUAACUCCCUGGGAACAGGUGACAGGCAUGAAGAGGAGCGAGCCCUGAAUGACGUGCGAGCAAAGAAACACUAUUCCAGUCAUCCCAUCCUAGUUUACAUAAGAGUUAUUUAUCUAGUGGAACUUUCUAUUUUGGUAACUUAAUAAAAUGCGAAGAGUGAAAAAUGAAA